CGCAAUCGCGAAUAACGCUCGCCGUUGUCGCCGCGCUGACCAUUGGGCAGUAAGUAGUAGUCGGAUGCAUUUAUAAACACGAAACGCGGCGCAUCGCUGCGAGGAAGAGCAAAGUUUUGCCGUCGGCGACACGCGCGCCGACACACACACACAAGUUAUCCACAAAAGCGCUUGCACGGGACGCGCAUUCACAAGUUUACUAUUAGUUUAAUGUUUACAGCGGCGCGCUGUAGAGCAGCGCACAUCUCUGGCUCGGAAAACAAGAAAUUAUCUCUUCGACAAAGAUGCGCACGACUAGUCUUUGGCAACUCUUGCUCUGUGUGGGGCUCAUUCACGCCUACACAUCGCGAAGUUUCACCAACCAACAAAAUACGCAAACGUUAUUGAAUUCCAUCGAUGAGCGUUUGCGAAACUUGGAUAAAUCUUCAACGUAUCGGCAUGCAAGCGCCGUGGAUCAACACAUGCGCAAAUUGGAAGCCAUCGAGGGAAGAAUCGAGCGGUUUGAGGCGAUAUUAUCCGCUAGAUUUGAAAAAAUCGAAGCCAACAUGUCCGUGCAGUACUUUAAGGACGAUCUGGCGCAGGAUAUUUUAUUGCGGAAGAUUGACGCUGUCUAUGAACGCGUGCACAACAAAAUGUUCCACAUCGAGAUGAAAAUCGACGCGGCAGAACGGAAAAUCACGGAAAAACUCGACGCCAUUGGGAAAAAGUUCGAGCACUUGGAGGAAAACUCCAAUCGGCGCGGGGAGGUCGAAGAGGAGGUCGCCGAAGUGUUUGACGUGCUCGACGAGAUGAAAAGCACGCUCGCCAACGUCACGCAAGUUAUGCACGUAAAGUUUACACAAGAGUCGAAACUUCCCCCCAAAGAUCUAUUAGGAAGCUUGAAUAACCUGGAAUCGAUUGUGAAUGCGACGCGUUACGAACAGCAGAAUACGAUGCGAAAUUUAGUUGUGAUGGUCGGACGUUUAGGCGGCAAGACACAGCUAGCAAGCACGGGCGCUGAUGGCGAGCUGCAACUCAGCCAACAAUUGACAAACGUCAGCCGCAAAAUAGACGCGCACUUUGACGCGCUGAUGGAGCAACAGACCGUCUUCGCCGACAGCUGCCAUCGCAUCCAGAGCGACGAGCCGCAGCUGGAGGCCAAGAUCAGCGAGAUCCUCGAGAAGAUAAUCGACGUGUUCCAAAAGGAGUCAGCAGUCGAAAUAAAAGACAUUCAGAAUAUAGAGCAGCUAAUCAAGAGUCACGACACGAGCGUCCGACGCAGCCUCUUCACGACGUCACACAACAUGGCCGUUCUGCUGCAGAAAUCCAAGGAGCACAAGGAUAAUCUUACCAUGCAGAUUACAAACGCCGAGGGGAACAUCAUCAAAAUGAUAAAGGAUCUGCGCAGUGACCUCCUGAUGGCAAACGAAAGUCAAGUGCAAGUUCAGCUGCUGGACGAUCUACGCGCGCUCGUCAGCGAAUUUUCGCGCAGUCAGCCGAUCGAUAAAAAUAAUAUUAAGAUAAUCGGCGAGCAGCUACGUAACAUAAGUGGGAAGAUUGAUGACGCGAUGGCUGUACAACUCAACGCGCGGCUUGAUAAGGAUCUGGAUGCAGCUAUAUUACAAGUUUUCGGUAAUAAUAACAGUAGCAAUACUAACAUCAGCACCAAUACCAACACUCAAACCAAUUCAAGUGUAGAUAGUGCUGAUGAUGGUGGUAAUCCGAUAAUAUUUGAGGAAAUUAAAAGCGUUAAUUGCACGUCCGGGUUGUUGGACGUGCGCACGAAUGUCAACUGCACAAUUUGUCCAGAGAUUUCACCUGGUUCGGAUUCUAUUCAAACCCUGCAAAAACAACUGGAAAAUUGUACGAAUGACGUGAUAACUCCAGCAGUGCCUGUGUCUGAUGACGUGAAUGAACAAUUUGUCAUUGAUUUGCGCGUGGAUAACGCGCAUAACUCGACGGGUAAUCAAACUACACUUACGUAAAAUGUAAAAAGAUGAAAAUUAGCACGUGAAGGAUAAUUUUCCUGCGUGUUUGGGUAUAUUUAAAGUGAAAAACACGCGAAAUGGUUGUGUUUGUGUCUGGUUUUAGGGUCAAAACCAUUCAAGCACAACCUAAUUCUAAUUAUGCACGAUCACGACGCGCGCUUUGAUUGAUCGCGUUUAAUUUUUAAUUGUAUACGAUUGUAGGCAGCUAGUUGUAGGCAUCAUGCAGAGUAAUUAUUAUAUUGAGGUCCCGUUGCAUGACGAUUGUAAAUAACAGAGUUGAAUGAAUAAUUAGUAAUGAAUGGAAAAGUAUUAUUAUUAGCAGGCUACGAAUUGAUUAAGAUGUCGGUUCGCAUUGUAAGAUUAUUAAUUAUUAAUAUAUUAUUAUUGAUAAAGGCAUAAAUAAUAUUUAUGUGUA
Molecule: messenger RNA, 2382 nt
Organism: Dalotia coriaria
Lineage: Eukaryota; Metazoa; Arthropoda; Insecta; Coleoptera; Staphylinidae
Exons: 7
Coding region: 285-1964 (559 amino acids)
Source: RefSeq, a predicted model, not a curated record